AAUUUUUCUUUCUUUUCAAUAGGACAACAGGAAACAACAAAAGCCCCAUCUGUAGAAGGACAACAGGAAACAACAAAAGCCCCAUCUGUAGAAGGACAACAGGAAACAACAAAAGCCCCAUCUGUAGAAGGACAACAGGAAACAACAAAAGCCCCAUCUGUAGAAGGACAACAGGAAACAACAAAAGCCCCAUCUGUAGAAGGAGUAAAGGAAACAACAAAAGCCCCAUCUGUAGAAGGACAACAGGAAACAACAAAAGCCCCAUCUGUAGAAGGACAACAGGAAACAACAAAAGCCCCAUCUGUAGAAGGACAACAGGAAACAACAAAAGCCCCAUCUGUAGAAGGACAACAGGAAACAACAAAAGCCCCAUCUGUAGAAGGACAACAGGAAACAACAAAAGCCCCAUCUGUAGAAGGACAACAGGAAACAACAAAAGCCCCAUCUGUAGAAGGACAACAGGAAACAACAAAAGCCCCAUCUGUAGAAGGAGAACAGGAAACAACACAAGCCCCAUCUGUAGAAGGAGUAAAGGAAACAACAAAAGCCCCAUCUGUAGAAGGACAACAGGAAACAACAAAAGCCCCAUCUGUAGAAGGAGUAAAGGAAACAACAAAAGCCCCAUCUGUAGAAGGACAACAGGAAACAACAAAAGCCCCAUCUGUAGAAGGACAACAGGAAACAACAAAAGCCCCAUCUGUAGAAGGAGAACAGGAAACAACAAAAGCCCCAUCUGUAGAAGGACAACAGGAAACAACAAAAGCCCCAUCUGUAGAAGGACAACAGGAAACAACAAAAGCCCCAUCUGUAGAAGGACAACAGGAAACAACAAAAGCCCCAUCUGUAGAAGGACAACAGGAAACAACAAAAGCCCCAUCUGUAGAAGGACAACAGGAAACAACAAAAGCCCCAUCUGUAGAAGGACAACAGGAAACAACAAAAGCCCCAUCUGUAGAAGGUAUUUAUGUGCAAAAAAAAGUGUAUUUUGGCAUUGGACAAGGACAAUUAAACUUUCAUCAAUCUUCUACAUGGCCAGGGUCCAAUAUAACUAAGCAGGGAACAAACUAUUUGUUGGAAUUUAAUACUUUUAGCAUUCAAAAGUAAAUUAAAUGUGCAGUGAUGUCAUCAACUAGAGCCUAUUUGAAUAUCUU
This is a messenger RNA of Rana temporaria (common frog), 1151 nucleotides long. RefSeq names its product retinitis pigmentosa 1-like 1 protein. NCBI's taxonomy places the organism in Eukaryota, Metazoa, Chordata, Amphibia, Anura, Ranidae. The transcript has 26 exons. The annotation marks the transcript as partial. The record is from RefSeq and is a predicted model, not a curated record.